Magallana angulata is the source of this 3878-nucleotide messenger RNA. RefSeq lists its product as uncharacterized. The record is from RefSeq and is a predicted model, not a curated record. Bases 284 to 3019 code for a protein of 911 amino acids. Gene Ontology annotation, molecular function: oxidoreductase activity. Lineage: Eukaryota; Metazoa; Mollusca; Bivalvia; Ostreida; Ostreidae. The transcript is spliced from 4 exons.
GAGGUGAUUGCUUCAUGUUCAGGUAGCUGCUAAUUUUGCUUAAUUCACGGAAGUACAUGUACCCCUAUGACGUAACGAUGUCGAUCUAAAGGCUUGGUAUGCCAACUCAACCACGUCGGAGCGAGCGACCCCAAUAUGACGUAUCCAGUGCUGUCUUAACGAAGCGCUGGUCGCUUUGUGGGGGAAAGUUUUUAAAUGUUCUUUAAUUCAUCCAUAUUUUUUUUCUAAUUAUUGGAUGUAGAAAGCAGAGAUUUUGUGACUUCUGAGAGAGCGACCGAAGAGGAUGAAGAAGCACUUAUGCAUCGUCUUCACUUUCAUAGUACUAGCGGGGGCUUACAUAGAGGAGAUCGAUUUACCCGAGUCCUUUACGGAAUGUCUCGAAAAGCAGCGAAUCAAGAACCUGGGCGCUGCCAGUGGCGAGGCCAUGAGCAAAUGGUGUAUGAAUAGUCACCGCAUGAAGCUCACUGGGGAUAAAUUCAAAUACUCCAAUGUGUCGGAGGACACCGUCAGUUGGAUCAACGAAUUGUUGAGGAUGUCAAACGUGGACAUGAAGCUGGAUCUUUCGUCCACGAACAAACUCAGCCAUUCCGUGAAGAAACGCCAAGCGUCAUUGGACACCCCUUCCCUGUAUCCUAAUGUUCAGUUUCCUCCCCAACCAAUCAUUGAUAGCGAUAGUUCAGACUCAUCGAAUAUCCAAAACUCACAAGGACCGGAGUAUAUGUCGGAGACCCUGCAGUCAUUCUCUAAUCAACAUACGGGUUCUGGACAGGCGCAGCGGUUUCAGCCCGGACAAGCACGACCUUUCCCGAUCAUUGGCGGAGAAAACCAGGCCCCAGCAGCACAACAACCAGGGGUUCAGACACAGCAGCUUGGCGCGGCCAUUCCACAGACACAGCAGUUUGGAGCGGCCAUUCCACAGACACAGCAGUUUGGAGCGGCCAUUCCACAGACACAGCAAUUUGGCGCGGCCGUUCCACAACAAACUUUUUCAAGCAGUUCUAACCAGCCAAUUCCAGCUCAGGUUCCCCAGACCCAGAUUAAUCCGGUUCAGACUCAAUUUUCUCAACAACAGCAACAGCAGACGGUGUUUCAACAACCAUCACAGCAAAUCAACAACUUCGUUGCCGCUCAACAGCAGCCGACAUUUGCCCAAGGACAACAGCAGAAUUUUCAGUCUAUGAAUGCAUUUCAACCUCAACUUCAACCGCAACCGACGGUAAUGUCUCCCAACAUGAACACUGCACAGCCUGUCUCUGGCAUCCCCGUAGUGCAGCGUCCUCAGCUGAGGAUCAGGAAGGAAUACAGGACAAUGACGGAGCAGGAAAGGGCCAACUUCCACAGGGCUAUCCUUCUACUGAAACAAGAUACAACAAUUCGACCUAAUCGUUAUGAUGCUCUUGGGCUGGUUCACUUCCGGAUGGUAGACAACAUACAUCAUGGAGGGGCUUUCUUAGCUUGGCAUAGACUAUUCAUUACCAUAUUUGAGAACGCCUUACGACAAAAGGUACCCGAUGUCACAUUGCCGUAUUGGGACUCCACCAUGGAUGAGGCCAUGAUCGACCCCACCCAAUCCGUGACCUGGUCCCCUCAAUUCCUUGGUAAUGGAGAUGGUCUCGUGACAACAGGGCCUUUCGCUUUCUGGCAGACCCCUAACGGGCCUCUCAUCAGAAAUGUAGGUCAGGAUGGUCAACUACUCUCCAGGCAGGCCAUCAUGAGGGUAUUAUCUAGAACCAGAAUGGCGGAAAUCACUGAGCCAGGUGCCCCGGAUCAGUACAACAUUGAAAAUUACCAUGGCGACGCGCACACGUGGAUCGGUGGUCAAAUGGAGCCCAUGGAAACCUCGGCCUUUGAUCCUGUUUUCUACCUACACCAUGCCUUUGUUGAUUACGUCUGGGAAAUAUUUCGUCAACAGCAGCGAGCCAUGGGAAUAGACCCCACCCAGGACUACCCUCAGAACUUCGGCCCCCAGUCUCACGCUCCCUUCACCCCUACAGGGUUUGGAAACCUGCCCAAUGUGUUUGGAAUAAGUGAUAUGUUUACGACGCAAGUUUACACAUACCAACCCCACCCAACUUGUUCCUUUCAGAAUUCCAACUGUGGCUCUCCUUUCUUGACCUGCGAUAUUUCCGCCGGGGUCCCGCAGUGUAUUCCCAUUGGCGCGGGCCCCCCGGCACCUCCACGUGCAGCAGCAAUGAGAGGCGUCCCCGGGGUCAUGGGCGCUGGCGGCCCCGGACCACUUUUAGGUGGAAUGCCGCGACUUCCUUUCGGUCGUAAGAAGAGAGCUACGACUGCGAACAAAGCAAGCGACAAGUCUACGACAGCCGAUUCCUACCACCAGGUUAUGGUAAAGCAGCUUCAAUGCUCCAACGCGUGGGUCUCUUUCUCCAGUCAAAACACGUUUGAAAUCAACAAUGAAGGGGACACUCGUAAUUGGGUGUUUAUUCCAGUUCGUGUCGUCAACAAAAGGUCGCCUGAGCAUCGUAAGUUCAAAGCGUACGCAAUCAUCAAUGGUAAGCCUUCCGUAAAAGCCGAUAUCUACGACCCAGAACAGUACGAAGAAAUUAAACCAUAUUUCUCUGAAGAGUUGAUGCCAUCCUCAGCAAAAUGUGACGCAGUUUCCGGAGAUCGAACGAUAGGACGUAUCCACAUCCGGUCCGACGGGCUUAAUUACCAAGGCAACUACGACGAGUACGUCAUCGUUGAUUUGAGACAAGCGUUCACCGAGUCUACCACGUAUAUAGGACUGAGAAGACCCGGCAAAAACGACACGGAAGUCCUGCUGACAGCCUACGAUUCCUGUGGAAGGAAGUGCAAAGCCUUCUGUAGGAGCAGGAAUGCCAAAUCCCACGACUACCAUCCAUGUUCGGGCGCGCUUCGGGUCAACAGCAAUUCCCCGUGGGAGUAUGGGAAAAAUUACGGCGAUGCAGUGCGAAUGUCCUGGGAUCUUAAUGACUUGUAUACAAUUCCGAAACUACAAGACCAGUCUGUUUUUAUCCAGUUUUUCUGUGACCAUCGGUGAUCAUCGAGAAUAAAAUUGGUGUGGGAGAUAUUUUUUUCACUUCAUUUUUUGGUGUAUAAAAAUACUAAACAAAUAACGACCAAUAUCUAUAGAUAUUUUUUUCAAAUAUGAUUUCAUACAAAUUCAUCGUUAAGGUAUCGUUUUUUAGAAAUUUAUACUUGAUUUCUAAAACACAAACAACUUUAUUCUAUGGUAUAUUUUGUAUGCACAAAUGUUUAAUUUGUUCUUCUGUAAUGGCAAAUAAUGCUGAAAUUUUAUAUUCUUUGCACCGUUUCGUUUGACAGUUGAAUGUAUAAGUUGAAAUUCUUAAUCUUGAAUAAAUAUCUGUCAAAAACUGUAUGCUGUUUUUCGACUGAAUUUAUUUCAGGUUGGCAAAUUUUUCAAAAUGACACUUUUACACAAUAAAGCUUUUCAUGCAUUCAACAGGCAGUAGGUUGUCUCUCCGAUUUUUUGUAUUGCCUGCUAAACCUUUGCCCUUUUUUAGAAACAGUAUACUAGUAAUACACAAACGAAAUUCGCGUUGCGUUAUUCUCAUUAAAGUGUAAAAGGAAAGGCUCUUACGGAUUGUUUAUUUGUCUGCUACCUCCUUUUUUUUAAACAGAAAAAUAUAAAAAUGCGUGUGAAGGAACGCACGUGUUAUAAAUGAAGUCACGUUUCUUUCAUGCCUAUUUUACACAUUUCUCUUUAAGUCAACAACACGGUUUUUACACUGAUUAUAACAUCCUGCACGGUGAUCUCGGUAACUAUGGUAAUGUAAGAAAAACAGUUAAUAAUCUAACGCACAUUGACAGAUUUUUUUUUCCAGAAAUGUUGACAUUGUUUUGUUAUUUUGUUUACAUAAAAUAUAUUUUCCAUCAUA